AAAACACUUAAGCUUUUCAUCCCGGGGAACAUUUCCUUUGUCAAAAGAUAACUGGAUUAUAGUCAACUUUAUAACUUAUUUCUUUCAAAAUGGACUCUUCUUAUGAUGAGUCCAAAGCAUUGGAAGACGUGGUAAGACAUGUGGAUCCUUCAUACACAGGGCCUGCUGAAUCAAACAUGGGACCACAAAAUGUCUCUUCAGGAGAAACCAACCUUGAGAGCUUUCUUGAUGACUUGGGGUUGAAACAAUUCUACAGUAAUAAACUUUCAUUGAGUACUAUUCUAGAGAUAGACAAGAGGUCAGUGACAGAUGACCCAGCCCAGUCCCUAUCAGACUUACCAUGGCUUUUUCUCAAGAAACUCAUGAUGGUAAAUGUGACCACAAGAAGUGUCAAAUUUGCUCCAACAACUGAUCUGUCACCUGAUGACAGACAAGACUCAUCAAACUUGGACCUAUACCGUCACCUGGACAACCUAAUCGUAAACCAGGACUCUAGUCAAAAAGUGAAUCCUUUAGAUAUUGUGACUGCUUUCUUCCAUUGCUCAGAUGGCUUUCUCCAACAGGAAAUGGCUUUGAAAAUGUCAAUGUGUCAGUUCUCUGUGCCUCUGCUUCUUCCCCACUGUGACUCAGAGCAGAGCACACUCAUGCUUUGGGCCUUGAGAGACAUUGUGAAGAAGUUUAGACCACACUCCUUAUCUGAUCCCAGAGGGUUUGUGGAAGAAAGGAUUAUUGAAACUAACCUACCCUUAGUGUCCUUUGUAAGACUUGGCGAUUGCAGCAUUUCCAAAUCUCAAGUUCUGAACAAGUUGCUGAGUAAUCCACAGCAGUACCAUGACACCUUCAUACACCAUGACAUGGACUGUGGAGAUGUACCAAGGAAAAUUUCAAAUGGCUUGGUGGAGCUUAGUUGGUAUCUGCCAUGUGGAAACAAAAACAUUGACAUCUUUCCUGAACCUGUGGCUGUUGCAAACUUAAGAGGAGACAUUGUCAAAUAUGACGCUCAGUAUUCAUUCCUUUGUCAGACAUCUACUGCAGUUUUUGUGUUCUUUGACAACUUGGAUUCAAAUCACAGCCUACUUACGAAACAGCAUGUUAAAGGUCAGUUGUAUUUUGUAGCUAAUGCAAACACCAAAUCCUUUAAUAUUGCUUCUCUGAAAAAAAACUGCUGAACAGUUGAAAUUGAAACCAACAAACAUCAUCUUAAAAUACAAACAAAA
Molecule: messenger RNA, 1217 nt
Organism: Electrophorus electricus (electric eel)
Lineage: Eukaryota; Metazoa; Chordata; Actinopteri; Gymnotiformes; Gymnotidae
Source: RefSeq, a predicted model, not a curated record